This is a messenger RNA of Procambarus clarkii (red swamp crayfish), 5462 nucleotides long. It is a transcript of the gene Tmem63, whose product is annotated as transmembrane protein 63. Gene Ontology annotation, molecular function: calcium-activated cation channel activity. The record is from RefSeq and is a predicted model, not a curated record. Gene Ontology annotation, cellular component: plasma membrane. NCBI's taxonomy places the organism in Eukaryota, Metazoa, Arthropoda, Malacostraca, Decapoda, Cambaridae.
GAAGGACGAAUGUCUUGAGCUUGGUGUUAAUACCGUGUGUGGCCCUGCCACCAAGGCUCCUCACACUCUCCUGGAGGUAACUUCUCACCUUAUAAACCUCCACACACACCCACUGUAGCUGCGUAAUUGGGAAUAAAUAACAUUCCGUCGCCGCUAGCAGCAGCAGCAGCAGCAGCCACCAACAUUAUUGGAACGCCACUGACAGGUGAAUCAGCUGUCUGGGUGUCAGUGUGUGUGUGGAGGACUCCUGCAGCAGGUGAGGAUGUACAAGCAGAUGUCUGUGCCAGUUACCAUAUGAUUAAAUGUACAGCACUGGGAAAAAUUUACCUAGAAGAUGGACAAUACACCAAUAACCUUCCCAACUGUGUAUCCACCUACUCCACCAUUAGAUCUUGACGAUUACUCCAUCCUUCAGGACAAACCUGAUAAACAAAGCUGUAAUCAGUAUGUCAUCCACAACAAAACUCAUUUGAUAUACGGAGGAUAUGAAGGAAUUCCUGAAAAUUUAUUAAUCAAUUUCUUGGGCUGGAUACUGCUCCUGAGCUUGUUCACUGUACUACGUAAAAAAGCCUGGAAUUAUGGGCGUUUGGCUCUUGUUCAGAAGUACGAGAGCAGGACAAAGCAUCUUGGCUUCAGUCAAUACAAUGUAUGGACACAGCUGUUCUAUGGGAAAGAGACGGACACAGGAAAAAUUGCUGGUGAAGCAGACUCUGUCUCUUCCUUGGAAUUUAACAUGCACAUAGACAAGGGUCUGCUCUCUUGGAUUCCAGCAUUAUUUAAAAUAAAAGAUGAACAAAUUCUAGCGAAGAGUGAGAGAGAUGCUGUCAGUUAUCUCUCCUUUCAAAGACACAUUAUUGUAUACAUGAUGAUAGUGUGUGUUAUCAGCAUUGUCAUUGUCUUGCCCAUCAACUUCCAAGGAACAUUAGAGGGUGGCAAGAAAGAAUUUGGUCACACCACUUUGGCAAACCUCAACCCUCAAUCUCGACUCAUGUGGGUACAUGUUACCCUGGCAUUCCUCUUCUUACCUCUUGGAAUCUUUUUCACGCGACGAUUCUCCAAGAAGCUUGAGCUCCGUGAAGUCACGACCAGCGUUUCUCGCACUCUUAUGAUAACACGUGUACCACGAAGAGCAUGUCACAAAGACACAAUUUUAAAGCACUUUCAAGAGGCUUAUCCUGAAGUUGAGGUUCAAGAUGUCCAAUUUGCUUACAACAUCAGAUCUCUCAUUGCUUAUGAUAAAGAAAGGGAGGUAGCCCUUAAUGCAAGGAUGUACUGUGAGGCUUACCUAAAGGAGACAAACCGGCGGCUUGAUAUGCGGCCGUAUAGAGGAGGAGUCAUCUGUGGCUGCUGUGACAUAUUUGGUUGUCCAACAGUGGAUGCUAUUGAGUACUAUGCUGAAGAAGAAGCACGUCUGGCUAACCAUGUUGAAAAUGAGAAAAUUAAGGCGUUGCAGAGACCUACAGGUGUCGCAUUUAUAACUUUUGACAAUAUUGAAAAUGCCAAGAAGGUUAUGCGUGAUCAUAAAACUAAGUGUGAUUGUUUAAGAGUUAUGCCGGCUUCUUCAGUUUCGGUUGAACUAAAACCACACAAUUGGAUCAUUAGAGUUGCACCAGCCCCUGAAGAUAUCUACUGGGCAAACCUCUCGGUUACAAAUCGUCAUUGGUGGUUGAAAGCAAUUUUAAUUAAUAUUAUGCUGUUUGUGGUGCUGUUUUUCCUUACAACACCUGCUGUUAUCAUCAAUGGUCUCAACAAUAUUUUUCUUGCUGAUAAACUGCACAGUAUGAGCCCAGUUUUAUCCGAGUUCUUGCCUACCCUGCUGUUGUGGACCAUGGCUGCACUUAUGCCGGUUAUUGUGUCUUAUUCGGACCAGUUCAUGUCUCACUGGACACGCUCUACAGAGAACCACUCCAUCAUGAGGAAGACUUUCAUUUUCCUUCUUUUCAUGGUCAUUAUUUUGCCAUCCCUUGGCUUGACCAGUGCGAAAGGUUUCAUGGAGUGGCUAGUAAAGCAAAAUUCACAAAAUGAGACUUUCCGUUGGGAAUGCAUCUUUCUUCCUGAUAAUGGUGCGUUCUUUGUCAACUAUGUCAUCACUUCUGCGUUCAUUGGAACAUCACUAGAGCUAAUUCGAUUCCCAGAGCUGUUCAUGUACAUAGUGCGGCUUGCUCUGUCAAGAUCUGAAGCCGAGACUGCCAGUGUGAGACGUGCUAUCCUCUAUGAGUUUCCAUUUGGCGUUCAGUAUGCCUGGAUGUUACUAAUUUUCGCAAUGACUAUCAUCUACUCCAUAUCUUGUCCACUCAUAACUCCAUUUGGUACAUUAUAUAUGAUCUUCAAACAUCUGGUGGACAAGUAUAAUAUCUACUUUGCAUAUGGUCCAUCAAGAAUUAGCCGAAACAUCCACACAUCGGCCAUCAAUUUUGUGAUAGUGUCCAUUGUUUGCCUGCAGCUAAGCCUCCUGUUCUUCUCUGUUGUGCGACAAGGAUUGAAAAAGGAUAUCACUAUAUACAGCAUUGUCUUACUUAUUAUAACAUGUCUGGUGUUUAUCACUCACAAUGCCUUCCACUGGUUCAAAGAUCUUAGCCCUGUGGAGUAUAAGAAGUUUGGCGAUGGUCAAGUGAAUGGUGACUUGGCAUCAGUAAGCGAUGAUGGACAUGAUGAGGAAAUUACUACAACAGAAGUGGCAUGUCAGUUUGUGCCUUCUGUCCUACGAGAUGCCCCCACCGGAGUUGAAUCCAGCUACUCUUUCAUAGCCCAGCCACGUAAUUAUGGAACACGACCACGAGAGGAGGAUGGAUACACAGUAGAUAGUGGCACUAUUAUGAAUGGUGAUGUAAGCCCAAAAACCAGAGAAAAAGAAGAGGCAGAACUUUACCAGGAUUAUUCUCAGCCAAAGUCUCAUGAAAUGUUUCAGGUAACAACUGUCAGCGCUGAGAUCAAUGUUCCUUCAGUAUCUCAACCACAAGUGGAAGAGGAGGAGGAGGAGACAGUAUAUACCCGAGCAUCACCCAAACAGCCUUCCCCAACUGUGAUUACAGUUGAUGGUAAUGUGGCCUCUGCUUCCACACCGCCCAUCAUUCACAGUAACCAAAGACACUCGUACUCUGCUCUUGACAACAGUGCACCUGCCACUAAUGUUUAAGCUAGCUUUUAAUCACCCCUGAUAGAAUUAGUGAUUUACUUAUAAAGGAAGUGAUAUUCUGUAUUGUAACAUGGCUUUUGCAAAUAUGUAUUCACAUGUUUUUCUAGGUGCUUGUAAAGAUGAAGACAGAAUUUACUAAUUUUGUCUUUCAUUGCUGCUGUUACACACAAAACAGAAGUUUGUAAGAUUAACAGAGACUGAUGCACACCUGAAUUAUAGAGAAGUUAAAGAGAGACAGCUCAAGCACAAUUGACUGACAGUGAUGACCAUUGUAAAAUUAAAUUAAAGAAACAUUUAUGAUUUUGUCAGGGUCUAUUUUAAAGUGGUGAUAUAGAAUGCUUACUGUUGAUAUGGCCAGUGGUUUUAUACAUUCUUGCGGUACGACAAAAUGCAUUUUAGCUUUUUUUUUUUUGUAUGUAAACUUUAAGUUAUGUAUUAUCUCUAUGUACACCAUCAUUACCCCAUUUCUGACUUUCAUGGGGACGUUAUACUCAAUCUUAAUUUAGUAGUUUCCAGUGUCUUGUCUUACUUUUAAUGUACCGUAUGUAUACUGUUGGCUCUAAGUCAUUCACCCAUAUUUGCCAUGUGUAUUAGUUCUAAAAUAUUUAACAGUUUUGAUUUAAGUGUGUUUGUUUUAAAAAGAUUUUGUAAAUUGAAAAAACUUAAUUCAUAUAUAAUUUGCCUCUCUAAAUAAUAAGUGUUGCUAUACACUAAUAUCUUGACUAUCUAUACAAUAUGGUUUCUGACCCAAUUACAGUGCAUCCAGAUUUCUGAUGCAACUAGACAAUUUUUAGAUUUUUUCUUAAUUAACCUGUUUUAUUACUGUAGAUAUUAGAACAAUUAUUUAGUCAAUAUUUUAAUAUUUCACCAAACCCCUCAUUGUGGGAAAAUAAAUUUUUAAUUUAAAAAUAGUUUGAGCAUUGGCACCACAAAUCUGAUUUAUCUAAUAGAAGAAACUAACCAUAUUGUAAUUGUUCUGGAUUUCAAUUUAAGCAAGGUAUCACUACACAAAGUCAUAGAAAUACUAGUUGAAAAUUAUUUUAUAUUUAGGCAAACAAGGACACAUUGACCUCAGGAAUUAUGUUCCUAUACAUUUAAGAAAAUGAGGUUAAUUUUGACUGCAUUGGAUAACAAAAGAUUUAUAUGAAUGGUAAUGUAUAUUGAGCAAUUUAAGGUUAUCCUCUGGCAGAUGUUUUCAAAUUUGUGGUUUUAAAGAACAUAAUUCUCUAUGUUGUAGGAAAAUAUUGAGCUUGUCACAUGUGUGGACAACCCCCGUGAAUACAGUUCUCUCUAUUAAAUCCAACUUUAUAUAUUUUGUGCAUAGAAUAACCAUAUUUACUAUAUCCUUUGUAAAUGAUACAUCUUGUGUUUGAUAGGUUUUACUCUAUAUGAAAAGGAAUUUGCUACUCAAAAGCGUUAGUAGAUAAACCACACACAUUUAGCCUAUUAAGCCGUUAGCAUGCCAUUGAAAAGACGCAAAAUUAGAAUACGUGUACAAUAUUUAAGUUGGGUAGCCUUUGAUGGCCAUAUUAUCAUUAUUUCUUUGUUUGGCAGCACUAAUAUUUCCUUAAAGUUAGCACUAGAUACAGCUUUGUCUCAUAAGUGUUCUUUUGAUUAUACAUUCAUUUGGAGGAACCAAACAACAUUUAAUAUUGUAGUGUUUACAUUCAUGUAAAGAAAACAAUAUGAAUAUUGUAAACCUUCGAGGUGUUUGGCACAAAUCAAAUGCUGAUUUCUUACUCUUAGGUCUGUAUGAUUAAUGUUGAGGCAAAGGUAGAAUAUUACUGUCAAUCAUAAAUACAGACUUUGCAUUAAUAGAACACAAGUAACAGUUUAAUGGCAUCUAUCUUAAGCAAAAAGGGCUGCUAUGGAUACUUAUUUUGCAUCAUGUUUAUUGCACACUUUAAAAAACGAUAUUUUUAUCAUUACAGUACUGUAUUUAUAAUCUCUAAAUUAUUUAUUUUAUAUUCUAUAGUUUUUAUACUAUAGUUACUACAUUCUAGUUCACAAUUUUGAUUAGUUCUUUAAAAUUUGGUACUCAUGCCUUGAUAUCAUGGAGUAACCUUUAUUUUGAAUAACCAUAUUUCCAUAUUUUUAAGAUAUUUGUGCUUUUAGAUUUAAUAUAAAGAAUAUUUAAACUUGAAAUUUUGUCCUGUAUGCAUUUUGCAGAGGAAAAUAUCAUGGAAAUUUAGCAAGUUUAUAUAAGGUCUCUGAAUUAUGACAUUCUUCUUGAAAGUUUUGAAAUAACUUGUUCUAUAAAAUACCUUAUAUGUUUUAAUGCUGCACCUACAACUUAAAAUUAUAUUAUGAUUAUAUUUGAAGUUGC